GGAGGAGGAAGCGGACGUUUGCGGAUGUCGGCGACGGGGCCCAUCAGUAACUAUUACGUGGACUCGCUCAUCUCCCACGACAAUGAAGACCUCCUAGCGUCCAGGUUCCCGGCCACCGGGGCUCACCCGGCCGCCGCCAGACCCAGCGGCUUGGUGGCCGACUGUAGCGACUUUCCGUCCUGUAGCUUCGCGCCCAAGCCGGCCGUGUUCAGCACGUCGUGGGCGCCCGUGCCCUCGCAGUCGUCCGUGGUGUACCACCCGUACGGCCCCCAGCCCCACCUCGGCGCCGCCGACACGCGCUACAUGCGGACUUGGCUCGAGCCGCUGUCCGGCGCCGUCUCCUUCCCCAGCUUCCCGGCCGGGGGCCGGCACUACGCCCUCAAGCCCGACGCCUACCCCGGCCGCCGCGCCGACUGCGGCCCGGGAGACGCUCGCAGCUACCCGGACUACAUGUACGGCUCGCCCGGGGAGCUGCGCGACCGCGCCCCGCAGACCCUGCCCUCGCCCGAGGCGGACGCCCUCGCCGGCAGCAAGCACAAAGAGGAGAAGGCCGACCUGGACCCCAGCAACCCCGUGGCCAACUGGAUCCAUGCCCGCUCCACAAGGAAGAAGCGCUGCCCCUAUACCAAGUACCAGACGCUGGAACUGGAGAAGGAGUUUCUCUUCAAUAUGUAUUUAACCAGGGACCGUCGGUAUGAGGUGGCCCGGGUUCUCAACCUCACCGAACGGCAGGUCAAAAUCUGGUUUCAGAACCGAAGGAUGAAGAUGAAAAAAAUGAAUAAAGAGAAAACCGACAAGGAGCAAUCCUAA
This is a messenger RNA of Suncus etruscus (white-toothed pygmy shrew), 810 nucleotides long. RefSeq names its product homeobox C9 (gene HOXC9). The record is from RefSeq and is a predicted model, not a curated record. Gene Ontology annotation, biological process: anterior/posterior pattern specification; proximal/distal pattern formation; embryonic skeletal system morphogenesis. The coding region runs from base 25 to 810 and encodes 261 amino acids. Lineage: Eukaryota; Metazoa; Chordata; Mammalia; Eulipotyphla; Soricidae. The transcript has 3 exons. Gene Ontology annotation, cellular component: nucleus. Gene Ontology annotation, molecular function: RNA polymerase II cis-regulatory region sequence-specific DNA binding; DNA-binding transcription factor activity, RNA polymerase II-specific.